AAACAUUGAAAUUUUUUUUCCUUUCGGACAUUCCCGACUCCGAUUCGCCGCACGCCUUCAGACCACAGCAACCACAGUAAUUAACCAGGAUCUAGUUUAUACGAGUAUACUCGAUCUCUGCUCCUUUGUGAGAUCUUGGGACUAUUACAUGUUGGAUUUCGGAGAGACUACUCUUCGAUAGCGCUCUACGCCUGAAUACACUUUCUUGAGAAAUACUUCUUGCAGUGGAGCAAGGCACAGAAAACCAAAGGCGCCUCUUCACGUCAUUGGAAAUAUACCCACUAGUCCUCAAAGAUAAGGAUAAAAACUAAACGUGGAGUAUCUACUCGUUGCACGGCACAGGUAGAAGCCGCAACCAUGAACACUCUGAAAGCUGAGGGGUCGUCAACCCUCUCCUUGCCGGAGGGGAGCUAUAUCUAUUCAAUCUCCGCCUCAACCCCCGGUUCAUUUGCAGCCAUAUCAUCAGAUGACUCUCUGCGGACUUUCGAUGCUAGAACUCUGAAGUUACUUUCUGUUCCUGCGACGAAGACGCAUGAAGGAGUCACCUGUCUCAAGGAAUAUGGACAUGCCACCGAAGGGGGACCGCAGUUACUAGCGACGGCGGGCAGAGAUGGGAAGGUCAGGCUGUGGGAUGUUAGGAGCGGCCCCGGAAAGAGUCAGCCGGUCGUGGAAAUGGAGACUGCGAAAAAUGUUCCUGUGUUAUCACUUGCCUGCUCUGCUGGAACGAACACUAUCGUUGCCGGUACAGAGUUGGCCUCCUACCAGGCAGCAGUAGUAUUUUGGGACAUCAGAUCUCCAAACCAACCGCGACUGCAGUAUAUUGAGAGUCACAACGAUGACGUGACAGAGCUACAAUUUCACCCACUGCAUAACAAUGUCGUCCUGUCAGGCAGCACAGAUGGCCUGGUCAAUAUCUAUGACACGAACAUCACGGAUGAGGAAGAUGCGUUGAUUCAAGUAAUCAACCACGGCUCAAUACACCAUGCCGGUUACCUGUCAGAGCAUGCUGUCUAUGCGCUCAGCCACGACGAGACUUUCUCAAUCCACCCAACCACCAACCCAGAUGAUCCGACCCAGGAGCCGUCUCCCAUUCAAUUCGGGGACGUAAGGCAGAGCCUUGGUUGUGAGUAUGUCGUGCAGAUAAUUGGUAGUAGUCAGGGAACCUAUGUCGCGGCUGGAAACACGACACAGCAAAAAUUGGAUCUGAUACCGCUGGUCCCGAAUCCGAAAUGGCGAUUUGACCAAGAAAGCAUUUGGCGCUUACCCGGUGCGCACGGCGAGGAAAUUGUCCGUUCAAUAUACCUCGAUGAAAAGUCACAGACUGUAUUUACCGGUGGAGAAGACGGGGUCGUACGUGCCUGGAGAGCAGAAGAAGCUCGUUCAGAGAGCCGAGAAAGCUCUGAGACGCCUUCCAAGUCUUCUCGUGCGAAAGAUAAAAAGCCGAAGGAGAAAGAACGGUUUAAGCCAUACUAAAGAUAAAAUCGAUGAAGGGAUAGACUUGGUUUAUAGAGAAAAAGGGGAGUCAUGUCUACGAAAAUAGCAUGUUAUGGUUAGGUUAAUGAUCAGCAUUGAAGAAAUGAUCUUUGGAUCUUCAAUUUUAGCAUUUGGAGGCGUUUUCUUGCGGCAAUCCAAGAAGUCAAAGUACUCUAUUAUAGCGGAUUUAUAUAGUUAGUAAACCCUAGGCGGAUAUAACGG
Messenger RNA from Paecilomyces variotii, 1695 nucleotides. Its product is annotated as WD domain protein. NCBI's taxonomy places the organism in Eukaryota, Fungi, Ascomycota, Eurotiomycetes, Eurotiales, Thermoascaceae. The transcript has 6 exons. Gene Ontology annotation, molecular function: protein binding. The record is from RefSeq and is a predicted model, not a curated record. The coding region runs from base 358 to 1473 and encodes 371 amino acids.